CUCGCACAUACAUGUAAUUACACAAAAUAGUAGUGACUUUUUUUGUAAAUUCUCGACCCUCUGGUGGUCGGGUAGGGCUUCCGUUGUCACUAAAAUGGCGGGAAGAACAAAUUUGGCGGGAAGAACUAUCCCUACUUAUGAGCAUUUAGCGCGCCAAGCCGUUCCAUAGUCUCAACCUCCACGAGUCUCCGAGAGAGUUACCGCAGAGAAAAAUAACAAUCAUAGCGGAAAUGGUCGGACCAACUUACGAUUGCUUGGCAAACCCUCUCGGAGCUGUCCGAUUGACAUUCGAUAAGGCGAUCGGGUCCGGUUUGCACCCUUCUUCCUUCGAUGGCAAGGAUUGGGGCGCCGUCGACCUCUUCCGUAACUUCCUCUUCGACCAAUCCCACCUUUCCCAGGUUCCCAUUCUUAAUCCUGCAACUGUAAGAUUGGUUCAACCCAACACGCUAGUCAGAUUCCGGGGAAUGAUACAAGACAUGUUGGGAAAUGAAUUCUAUGUUGGUGCUUACAAGGAUGAUUCAGUUUGGAGGACGAACAAGUUCAAGGAUUUUUCUCAACAUCCUAUGGGCUCUUCGCCAGAUAUGCGUGUUUGGGAGCGUAGAUUGUUGUACUGUGUUCCAGUCCCAGGACUAAAUUCGUGGGCUGAAUCUGCUUCUAAGAUAGCCAUUGAUAAGUACAUGAAUUGGACAUCUCAACAGAGAGAUAAGCGUGGUAGAGAGGACUUUGAAGCUAUGGAUUACAAGGUUUCCUGUGAUGAGUUUGAAGGUACUCCAAGUGCAAAAAAGAUGAGGGAGGAUGGGCAUCCUUCUUCAUCUUCAAAGUCUCAAGACUAUAAUGCAGAAUGUGCAUAUUCUAGUUCAAUUGCUGUACCUGAUAUUGAUGAAGAUUCUUUUCCUUGUCUAGUAAAGAUAUAUGAUUCUCCUGAGUGUGAAUUGAAGCUGAAUGAUGUUUUUGAAUUUGUGGGGGUUCUGACUUUUGAUUCAGAGCCUGCAGUGGAGAAGGAUGAUCACGAUGGGUUCUCUAAUGACUAUAGUGAUGAUAUGUUGGUCCAUUUGCCACCCAACAAGGUGCCACGUCUUCAUUGUAUUAUUCAUCAGAAGCUUGCAGUUUGUGACUUUCUGUGCAAUUCUCCCAUAAUUGAGCCAAAGCCCCAUUUGGUCAAAGAAGUGAGAGAAGCUCUGUUGAGGUAUCUAACAGCUAUUCUUGGCAAUGAUGGGGUGGCAGCCCAUUUCAUGUUGUUGCAUCUCCUGUCCAGGGUGCAUGCCAGGGUGGACAAUGUUGCAGUUGGGAAGCUUUCAUUAAAUCUCACUUGUUUGAACAAAGAGAGCAUUUCCAUAUUUGGCAAUCAACUUAAUGAUGCUGUCGAGAACCUUCUACCAUUUACAAAAUGCAUGCCCCUUACUGUGGAAUAUCUUAACAGGAGUUCUCUUGCCCCAAAAAAAGAUUAUCAGAGUAACAGAUUGACACCUGCAGCUCUUCAGCUUGCUGAGGGCUCACACUUGAUGAUUGAUGAGACUAAAUUGGAAGCAGGAACUCUCAAUUCUGUCGGGGUUGACAAUGCGAGAUUGCUAAAAAAUUUGAUAGAGUUCCAAAAGGUUGAGUAUGACUUCACAUUCUAUAAGAUGGAAAUGGCAGCCGAUGUCCAAUUGCUUAUAUUAUCUGAGGGGAAAUCAAACAUCUUGCCAGCUGAUGUAAUCGUACCCUUCCAGCCUUCAUUGGUGGGUUCCUCAGAAGUUGUGGCUGCAGAAGUCCUGGAAGCUUGGAGAUGGUACUUGGCCACUGUCAGAUCAUUGCCACAUUCUAUUGAGUCCGAAAUGCAGAAGGUGGUAGAAAAUGACCUGGUUGCUGCAAGGCAGGCAGAUCGAAGUUUAGGCAGCCAAGAUUUUAGUAGAUGGCUGACAAUGGGCCGCUUAAUAUCUGCAAGUUUUGGUGAGACCUCAUUGUCGCUCGAGCAUUGGCAAAUGGUAAAGGAAUUGGAAAGGCAAAGGAUGGAGAGACUCAAGUGAAAUCAUUCUGUAUUUAAUGACAUGUACAAUUUAAUUCAACUCAACCUGUAAAACUACAGUCCAAUGUUUAUAAUGAAUCAUGUCGUUUUCUGGUGCUUCUCUGCAAA
This is a messenger RNA of Jatropha curcas, 2113 nucleotides long. RefSeq names its product E2F target protein 1 (ETG1) (gene ETG1). Gene Ontology annotation, molecular function: chromatin binding. Lineage: Eukaryota; Viridiplantae; Streptophyta; Magnoliopsida; Malpighiales; Euphorbiaceae. The record is from RefSeq and is a predicted model, not a curated record. Gene Ontology annotation, biological process: DNA-templated DNA replication.